CAGUGAGGAGCCAAGUGUUGUCGGCCAUGGCGGCUUCGAAGAUGGUAAUGGCUUCUUCUCUGACUCACUUCCGCCGUCUAACGUGCGCCGCCACCGAUUCCUCAGCGUCUUAUCCUGCGCGGCUGGUGCCACAGCCACCUGAUUUGAUCAAGUGGGUCCGGAGACAAGGAGGGUUCGUUCACCACUCACUGAAGAUAGCCCAAGACAGUACCAAUGGUCUUGGACUUUUGGCUUCUGACGAAAUUCCAAAAGGGUCUGAUCUUAUUGCUCUUCCUCAUCAUAUUCCCUUGAGAUUUAGCCCUCUUGAAUCGGACGGGUGAGAUGAGUCUUCCUUCGUUUUGGUCAAUUUGCCUCGCCAAGUUCCCGAGGAACUAUGGGCUAUGAAAUUGGGUUUGAGGUUUCUACAAGAAAGAGCCAAGGUUGGAUCCUUCUGGUGGCCGUACAUCAGCAACCUUCCCGAAGCUUACAGUGUACCCAUUUUCUUCGCCGGGGAGGAUAUAAAGAACUUGCAGUACGCUCCUCUUCUUUAUCAGGUAAACAAGAGAUGCCGAUUUCUUCUUGAUUUUGAGCAAGAAGUAAGACGAGCUCUUGAGGAUCUGAAAGCAAAUGACCAUCCAUUUAAUGGCGAAGAUGUGGAUGCAUCCUCACUAGGAUGGGCAAUGUCUGCAGUUUCGUCUAGGGCAUUUCGUGUGCAUGGUAAAACCCUCCCGGAUGGGACCAAAGAGGAUGUUCCCAUGAUGCUUCCUCUUAUUGAUAUGUGCAACCAUAGCUUUGAACCCAAUGCCCGAAUAGUCCAAGAGCAAGGUGCAGAAAAUGGGAAGAUGCUAGUGAAGGUUGUGGCAGAAACAGAAAUUAAACAGAAUGAUCCUUUAGCACUAAACUAUGGUUGUUUAAACAAUGAUCUUUUCCUACUGGAUUACGGAUUUGUGAUACCAUCAAACCCAUACGACUGCAUUGAGCUGAGAUAUGAUGGGGCCCUUCUGGAUGCUGCAAGUAUGGCUGCCGGAGUUUCUUCACCGAGCUUCUCAUCACCUUCUCCCUGGCAGCAACUAAUUCUAAAACAGCUUGGUUUAGAUGGAGAAGCUCCUAAUCUCAAGGUAACCCUAGGGGGUCCAGAAUUGGUAGACGGUCGUUUAUUGGCGGCAUUGAGAGUACUUGUUGCUAACAACUUGCAAGCAGUCGAGAAGCAUGAUCUGGAAACGCUCAAAUCUCUAUCGGCCGAAGCUCCUCUUGGCGUCACAAACGAAAUAGCUGCUUUCCGUACCGUCAUUGCUCUAUGCGUGAUUGCUCUGGGACACUUCCCAACUAAAAUCAUGGAAGACGAAUCACUGCUCAAAGAGGGUGUUUCGGGUUCUUUGGAGUUGGCUGUAACGUUCAGAAUUCAGAAGAAAUCUCUGAUAAUAGAUGUGAUCAAGGAUCUCACAAGGAGGGUGAAGUUACUCUCAUCAAAAGAAACAGUCACUGCCCAAGAGUAAAUUUUGAUAAUAGAUUCACUUCAUUUGCAGAUUGUGCUUCAUUUUGCCCAUUACUUUCUCUCCGUGCUCUGAGGAUCAUGUUUCUAGAAACAUUUUAUAAUGCUUUACACCGGUUAUAACUGUUUGUCAGGUUAUAGAUAUUUUUAUUUUAUAUGGAUAAUAUUUGUCACGAAACACACACUUCAUAAGCA
Messenger RNA from Morus notabilis, 1666 nucleotides. RefSeq names its product histone-lysine N-methyltransferase setd3. Gene Ontology annotation, biological process: peptidyl-lysine monomethylation. Lineage: Eukaryota; Viridiplantae; Streptophyta; Magnoliopsida; Rosales; Moraceae. The record is from RefSeq and is a predicted model, not a curated record. The transcript has 5 exons. Gene Ontology annotation, molecular function: protein binding; protein-lysine N-methyltransferase activity.